AUGACUGUUAAGCUAACCCGAUCAGCUUCUAACAAGUGUGACAGUACAUCUGCUAUUACAACUGCUUCUGACGUCUCCGUGGAAUCUUGCACUAGAGUCCAGAAGGCCUCGGGGGGCAGCAGUAAAAAUAAACGUCACUUGCUGUUAAGACGGGUCACCAGUGAUGUGAACUCUGAUUCUUUCUGGCUCAUCGAGAGGCAGAUCUCCGAAGACGCGCCCUAUGCCGGCAUGCUCAUCGUCCUCAUACCAGGAAACCCGGCGGUUGUGUCUGUCUACCGCGAGUUUGCUAUGAUGCUGGUAACCAAGCUCAAGGGGGCUGAGGUUCUGGUGGAAGGGCAUGCAGGACACUCCCAACACAGUCAGCAACAGUUCACCACCCUUCAGGAGCAAGUGGAUCACCACGUUAGACUUCUUUCUAGACGCAUCGAUCCCACCAAGCAUGAGAGAGUCUUGCUACUAGGACAUUCAAUUGGUGCAUUUAUUCUCCUCGCUUUUCUCCAACGAAUCUGCCACAACUUCCCAACGGUGAAGUUUCAA
Molecule: messenger RNA, 537 nt
Organism: Perkinsus marinus ATCC 50983
Lineage: Eukaryota; Perkinsozoa; Perkinsida; Perkinsidae
Exons: 1
Biological process (GO): lipid storage
Cellular component (GO): lipid droplet
Molecular function (GO): lipase activity
Source: RefSeq, a predicted model, not a curated record